UUAAUAAAUUAGCCAGAAAAAACAAAGUAAAUAAGGCUCUUUGCUGAUUUGGUGGCCAUGGAUUUGGUGGACAUUGAUCAGGUUUUGGAUAAUUUGGAACUGCGUAUUGCCGCCGACGAGCAGCUGACCAGAAAUGCAGCAGCGGCAGCAGCAGCGGCGAUAUCCUCAAAUUCCAGUCGAUUUCUGGGCGAUGGAGCAAGUGCAUCCAACAGUGGAGUGGGAGGAUCAGUAGGAGCAGCAUCAUCUCAGGCAGCUCCGGCAACUGGGAAAACCUUUGUGGGCGUCUCCCAGGUCUUCAACAGCCUGGAUGACUACAGGGAAAAUGUGAAAUCCCUGGAGGUCGAUGGCCAACUGCCCACCUACGAUUGGCAAACGGAGGCGGAGCACGAGGAUGACAUACACAAAUUCAGCGAGGAGGCGGCCAAAAACAAUGGCCAGGCAAUAGUCUCCUCCUCCGAGUCCCUGACCACCUCGUCCUGUUCCACCUUCUCCUCGGGUCCCUCGCCCGUCAGCAAUGGCAGUCACUCCGAGGAGCUGACAACGCCCCCGGAGAGCGAGAAGCCCAGCGAGGUUCAGGUGGUGCCAAAGGAAGAGACUAGGGAUCAGGAUCAAGAUCAGGAGCAGAUUGAGGAUCAGGCGAUUGCAGCACCAGAGCCCAAACAGUCAAAGGAAACUGUAGAGGGGUUGGUUGUGGGAUUGUCGUCCAUUUCCAUCACAGCAUCCGUCACGGAAUCACAAUCCCUGCUGCCGGAGGAGGUCACCGCAUCCUCCGUUCUUGGCCAGGUCCUACAGGAGCUCUCGGAGGAAUCGUCGCCCAGUAGAGAACCCGAAACGGAGAUGACCAAUGGCAUAGAGAUCCCAGUAGCCAUUGAACAAGCGGCUAAUCCGGAAAUACCGCCCCCAAAAGAGAAGGAACAGCCGGCACAAACCGAAGAAGAGGAUGUGGAGCAGCUGCAGGAACAGCAGCCCAGACGCAGUCAGCCCCUGACCUUCUGCUCCACGAUGGACGACAUCUCGGACACGGAAUUGGACAGCAUGCUGCAGGAGAUGGACGCGGAUGACAACCAGGAGGGCGAUCAGGAAAUGCCCGAGGAGGAGAAAUCGCCCUCCGCCUCGCCAGUGACCGAGGAGGAGUCUGUGCGGAUUCUGUCCGACGAACAGGAGACAACCUCCAACGACCAGAUGAACGUGGACAACUUCUCGCAGGCCUCCACCGUGGAGUUUGCCGAUCUGAAGCAGCACGAAUCCACGCCAGUCACGGCGAUGGGCGAGGAUAUAGCCUCCAGUUUCAGCAGCACGGAAUCGGAUUCUCUCUCGGGCAGGAAGCUCGAUGGCGAGGAGGAACAGGAGGCGGAGCAGGAGGAUCAGGAGGAUGCCAGUCUGGCCACCGAUGCGCUGGAAGAGCAGCGUCCCCAGCGACCGCAAACCUUGUAUUUGAAUGGUUGUCAGGUGGGAAACGCAACAGCCUCCCAAGAUGAAACACCUGAAAUUCAGCAGGACGGUUCCCAACCCGCCGAAGUUACAGAGGGAGCAGCAGGCGUAAUAUCCGGCGAAGAUGACGAGGAAAGCCCCAUCUACGAGGCCGUCGGCUAUAGCGAUCCGCAUGCCAAUCUGGGCAAGGUGCCGCCCAUUUGGGUGCCCGAUAACAUGGCCGGGCAGUGUAUGCAAUGCCAGCAAAAGUUCACCAUGAUCAAGAGGCGACACCAUUGUCGCGCCUGCGGAAAGGUCUUGUGCUCGGUCUGCUGCUCCCAGCGUUUCCGGCUGGAGUUCGCCAACGAACCAGAGUCGCGGGUCUGCGUGCAAUGCUAUAUGAUUCUCUCCGAGCGGCAGGCCAAUGGAUCGAGUUCUGAGUCAGCUCCUGGCUCCGCUUUGCCGCCCACUCCCAUGCGUUCGCCGAAUCCCAACAAUCCGAUGGAGUACUGCUCCACAAUACCGCCACAUCGUCAGGUGGCCACCUCGCCGGGAGCUCCGCCACCCAGCGUUAUUGUGCCCGUGGGCGUGCUGAAGAAAACCGAUGGCAGCUCCUCGAACUCCUCAAGCUCAGAUGGCCAGAAGGGCGUGAGGAAGCGAAAGAGUGUUAUGUUCAGCGACGGCAUUGCGCCGGGCAGCGAACUGGCCAGCACCAUGGAGCAGCAGUGGGGCGAGGCCAAGCAGGCGAGGCGGGGACUCUCGAGGAGCGGUUCGGGUGCUGGUCAGAAGCCGCCCACGCCAGCGACAGAGGAGCCACCGCGCAGCAUCGACACUAGUUCUACGUUGGGCCUGGUGGCCCAGCUUUUCCGCGGCUCCAUUCCACCGAGUGCAGCGGCUGCUACAUUGGCAGCCACCGAAUCAAGCGCUGGUCGCUCCUCAUCCCAAUCCCAAACCUCGCCGCGACGCAAAGCGGAACCAGCGCGCAAUCGCAAGCUGCCGCCGAACGGAGAUUCGCAAGGCUGCUACCUGCCCCCCGAGGAGAACGGCCUGCCCCCCAUUUGUUUGACCAGCAAAGAGUGCGGCGAGGUGGACUACAAAGUGGUGCGCAACGACGGAUCGCUUCUCGAGCGAUUGCAAAACGAAACGCUCAAGUUUAUCAUAAAGAACAACUUCUUUGUGCUGGUCAAGAUUGUUAACAUGAGCUGCUGUAUGAAUCGUUGGGUGCUAAACUUCAGCACUUCCGGACUACAUCACAUGGGCAGCGAUGAGUUGAUUAUUUUGUUGGAGAUUAAACAGCCCAAGCAGGGCGAAUCUGUGAAUGGGGAAGUGGCUUUACCGAAGGACGUAUUUCAGCAUCUGUAUGAGAUCUACGUGGAGGCGGAGCAGGCCCGGUCCAGCACCCAUGAAUUGGCAUUCACAAGUCCGCGUAGCGCCAGCUUUCUGGGUUCCCGCGAGCACGGUGGAUUCAUUUUCAUCCGGCCAACGUACCAGUGUCUGCAAGGCGUGAUUGUGCCGGAUAAUCCCUAUCUGGUUGGCGUGCUCAUUCAUCGACACGAGGUGCCCUGGGCUAAGGUAUUACCACUGCGAUUAAUCCUCCGUUUGGGCGCCCAAUAUCGCUACUAUCCCUGUCCACUGAUCUCGGUGCGCGGCAGGGAAUCGGUGUAUGGCGAAAUAGCUCAAACUAUCAUCAAUUUCCUGGUGGACUUCCGCAACUACUCGUACUCUCUACCAGCCAUCCGAGGAUUGUAUAUCCACAUGGAGGACAGGCAGACCACGGUGAUAAUUCCAAAGUAUCGCCAGCAGGAUGUGAUCAAGGCGAUCAACAAUGCCAGUGAUCAUAUAUUGGCAUUCGCUGGCAACUUCUCAAAGGUGGCCGAUGGACACUUGGUGUGCAUGCAGAAUAUCAACGACGAUCGAUCCGAGAUGUACUCCUACUCCACGCAGGCCAUUAACAUUCAGGGUCAGCCCAGAAAAAUCACGGGAGCCAGUUUCUUCGUGCUAAAUGAAGCGCUCAAGAGCAGCAGCGGUUUGUCGGGCAAAUGCAGCAUCGUGGAGGAUGGCCUGAUGGUGCAGAUUAUGCCCGCAAAAAUGGAGGAAGUGCGUCAGGCGUUGCGCAACCAAAAGGACAUCGAUAUCGUGUGCGGGCCCAUCGAUGCCACCGACGAACAGAGCGAGAUUGUGAGCAUCAAGUGGGUGGACAAUAAUCGGGACAUCAAUGUUGGGGUUAAAUCCCCCAUCGAUGACCAACCCAUGGAUGGCAUCUCCAACAUGCGUGUCCAUGCCAGCUUCAACUAUUCCAAUGCCAACUAUGCCAUCCGUCUGAGUGAUAUCUACAUUGUCAAGUGCGAGGAUUGGUAUGCCACAAAUGGUGGAAACUAUGCGGACAUAACUCGGAUUGCCGAGCAAUUGGCUCGCAGUGCCUCGAUGGCCCUGCUGCCAUUCCUUGAUCUUCUAGCGACGGCUGGCAUUAACAAACUUGGCCUAAGGGCCACUCUCGACCAGGAGAACGUGGGCUAUGAGGCCGGAGCCCGGGGUUCCAAGCUGCCGCCGUUGUACAUGAACGCCCUGGACAACCAUCUGAUAGCCACGCUUCAUGGCGAAUCCUCCGGCAUUCAGGAUCCAAUCAUUCUCGAGCUGGUCUUCUACAUACUAAACGCCUGACUUUAGUCCCUCAUAGUGCAAUUCUCCUGCUGGAUUUGAAGACCAAACGGAAACCUUCUUAACUCUAAGCUCGACCCGAUCAAAGCUUACAAUAACUACACAAGCCCAUGGGGCUAACGAGGAUAUAUAGUCGUAUUGUUUGAUGGCUCAGUUACUGUGUACAUAUUUAAGUAGAUUAUCGAUUGGUUUUUGUCUCUACUUUUCUACGAUUCUCCUCCCUCAACCCUCCCCAUUCAUUUAAACUGUUAUAUUCUUCUUGAAUUUUAUUUGUUUUGAGUUUUCAUUGAAAGUAAAAAAAUAUCUAAGAAACCUAAAUAUAUAUAUUUGUAUGUGAUGUUCUUUAAUAUGCUUUACACAUUUACCAUUCGAGUAUAUAUGAAUAACAAACUAUAUGAAAACUGUU
This is a messenger RNA of Drosophila takahashii, 4474 nucleotides long. It is a transcript of the gene Sara, whose product is annotated as Smad anchor for receptor activation. Lineage: Eukaryota; Metazoa; Arthropoda; Insecta; Diptera; Drosophilidae. Gene Ontology annotation, molecular function: metal ion binding. Gene Ontology annotation, biological process: endosomal transport. Gene Ontology annotation, cellular component: early endosome membrane. The record is from RefSeq and is a predicted model, not a curated record.